Messenger RNA from Peronospora farinosa, 663 nucleotides. The record is from the annotation of a GenBank genome assembly. NCBI's taxonomy places the organism in Eukaryota, Oomycota, Peronosporomycetes, Peronosporales, Peronosporaceae.
AUGGUACACCCAGGCAAACGUGUUGACGACCGCCGCGGCACCGGAGCAACAGCACAGAUAUCAGAGAACCUUAUUACACUCAAAGGAUCGACCGAGAUCGUGACAGAGUUCUUUUCGUACAGUAUCAACACCAUUUUGUACCAGCGUGGUAUCUAUCCUGCAGAGAGCUUUAAACAGGUUCAGAAGUAUGGCUUGAACAUGUUGAUGACGGACGACGACAAGCUUAACGACUUCUUCACCAAGUUCCUCCACCAGCUGUCGAAUUGGAUUAUCAAAGGUGAGGUGCAGAAACUGGUGCUGGUCAUUACUGGGAUUGAGACACAAGAAGUGCUGGAGCGGUGGGCGUUCGAGGUUCAUUCGGAGAACGGCACAGACGAUAGUAGCGCAACUUCUUCUAAGUCUAAGAAGGAGAUCAUGGCCGAGAUACAGGCAAUCAUCCGGCAGAUCACAGCAAGCGUGUCGUUCUUACCUCUUUUGGAAGAGCAAUGCGCGUUCGAUCUGCUGGUAUACACUGACAAAAACUCGGAAGUACCUGCAUUAUGGGAAGAAUCGGACCCCCGCUAUAUUAAGGACUCGGCGGAAGUGCGUUUGAGAUCGUUCUCCACAAAGGUUCACAAAGUCGACGCGAUGGUAGCCUACCGGAACCCUGAAGCUGACAUCUAA